AUCAUGCCAUGUAAUUGUCUAGUGUCGAACGUGAUGGUUACACUGUAGCCUAUGCUGAGUGGAUGCAGUUACGGAGUCCCUCACUCGCUCUCGCGGAUCGUAGAGGAAGUGGAGCGCGUGCAGGAGCCGAUCUGAACACAACACACGAGGACGCAGCGCCAGCGAGGACAGCACGCGCAAAGAGGUGCACCUGUAAUCCACACCGCUCACUCGCCGAUGUACUGAUAGUGUGAGAGCAUCCAGCAGAAGAAAGAAGACGUAUUAUAAACUACGCGCAUACCCAUGCUUGGGAUUUGGUUUUCUUGUUCUUCGCUCAUGCAAAAGGAAAUAUGCAGCGAAGCCUCACAUUGCUCUGCACCAGUUUCCUGGGAUUGUGCCUUGCGUCCAGUUUCCCAAGUAAUAUCAACAUAGGAGGGUUAUUCCCAACCGAAUCACAUGAAUAUGAGGUGUUUCGGUUUGCGCUCUCGCAUCACCAGGAAAUCCCUAAACUGGUUCCUCAAGUGGAUAUGGUCAAACUGGGGAAUAGCUUCUCCAUGACAUAUGCUUUCUGUUCACAGUUCGCCAAAGGAGUCUAUGCUAUCAUCGGUGUGUAUGACAGGAAGACCGUAAACAUGCUGAUGUCGUUCUGCGGCGCGCUGCACGUCUGCUUUGUGACGCCCAGUUUCCCCAUGGAAAACUCCAACCAGUUUGUCAUCCAGCUGAGACCCGAACUGCAAGACGCCUUGGUGGGUGUUAUUGAGUACUACAAGUGGACCACGUUCGUCUACAUGUACAGCUCAGACUCUGGACUGUCAGUUCUGCAGAAGGUUUUGGACACAGCAGCCGAGCGUAACUGGCUGGUGACCUCUGUGAAUGUGGAGACAAUGACAGAGGCAUCUUUCCUCAAAGUGUUCCAGGAUCUGGACAAAAGGAAGGAGGGCCAAAUCAUCAUCGACUGUGAACUGGAGAGACUCACCUCCAUAUUGAAAAAGAUUGUUGAGCAGGGCAAGAAUGUGAAGAGUUACCAUUACAUCCUAGCCAACCUGGGAUUUCUAGAUAUCGACCUGACAGAGUUCAAGAAAGGUGAGGCUAAUGUAACAGGAUUUCAGUUGGUGAAUUAUGCCAAUCCAAACGUCAGUAGGAUAGUGCAGCAAUGGAUGGACUUUGAUAACAAAGACGCUAAAAUUCCCAAGCGAGGAUUGAAGUACACUGGAGCGCUUACAUACGAUGGUGUCAAAGUGAUGUCCACAGCCUUCCAGAAUCUCCGCAGGCAGAGGAUAGACAUUUCUCGCCGUGGAAAUGCUGGUGAAUGUCUGGCCAACCCGCCGGCACCUUGGGGACAAGGCAUUGAUAUCCAGAGAGCACUUCAGCAGGUUCGAAUCGAAGGUUUAACCGGACACAUUCAGUUUAAUGAGAAAGGACGACGGACAAACUACACUGUCAGCGUGAUGGAACUCAGAUCAACAGGACCAAAGAAAGUGGGUUACUGGAACGAGGAUGAGAAAUUUGUGAGCACAGCAGCCUUCAUGCCCGGCAGUAAUGAUACUUACGGACUGCAGAACCGCACAUAUAUUGUUACCACUAUAUUGGAAUCACCUUAUGUUAUGCUAAAGAAGAACCACGAGCAGUUUAACGGAAAUGAAAAGUAUGAAGGUUACUGUGUGGAGCUGGCAGCAGAGAUCGCCAAGCACGUAGGAUACCAAUACAAACUCAAGAUAGUGGCUGAUGGAAAAUACGGAGCCAGGGAUCCUGACACCAAGAUGUGGAAUGGGAUGGUGGGAGAGCUUGUCUAUGGUAAAGCUGAUGUAGCUGUGGCUCCCCUUACCAUUACCCUGGUACGAGAGGAAGUCAUCGACUUCUCCAAACCAUUCAUGAGUCUGGGCAUCUCCAUUAUGAUCAAGAAGCCCACCAAGUCCAAGCCUGGUGUAUUUUCCUUCCUGGACCCUCUGGCCUAUGAAAUCUGGAUGUGUAUUGUGUUUGCCUACAUCGGCGUGAGCGUGGUGCUCUUCCUGGUCAGCCGCUUUAGUCCAUACGAGUGGCACGCGGAGGACUAUGAGGAAAGUGCUGAGCAGAACCCUAACCAGCCAUCGUCAUCGUCUGCCCAACCUGGUCAGAGUCAACAGAACCAGAACCAGCAGAGUCAGGAGCAGACCAAUGAGUUUGGCAUCUUUAAUAGUCUGUGGUUCUCAUUGGGAGCGUUCAUGCAGCAGGGCUGUGAUAUCUCCCCCAGGUCUCUCUCCGGCCGUAUCGUGGGUGGCGUGUGGUGGUUCUUCACCUUAAUCAUCAUCUCCUCAUACACUGCCAAUCUAGCAGCUUUUCUGACAGUAGAAAGAAUGGUGUCACCCAUUGAGAGUGCAGAGGAUCUGGCGAAACAGACUGAGAUUGCUUAUGGUACUCUAGACGCUGGUUCCACCAAAGAGUUUUUCAGGAGGUCAAAGAUUGCCGUGUUUGAGAAGAUGUGGUCCUACAUGAAGUCAGCAGACCCCUCAGUAUUUGUGAAAACCACAGAUGAGGGAGUGAUCCGAGUGAGGAAGUCCAAGGGCAAGUACGCCUACCUGCUGGAGUCAACCAUGAACGAGUACAUCGAGCAGCGCAAACCCUGCGACACCAUGAAGGUCGGAGGGAACUUGGACUCCAAGGGCUACGGCAUCGCCACCCCCAAAGGAUCUCCGCUUAGAAUCCCAGUUAACCUAGCGGUGUUGAAGCUCAAUGAGCAAGCCGUCUUAGACAAACUGAAAAACAAAUGGUGGUACGAUAAGGGGGAGUGUGGAAGCAAGGACUCCGGAAGAAAGGACAAGACCAGUGCUCUUAGCCUCAGCAAUGUGGCUGGGGUCUUCUACAUUCUGAUCGGUGGUCUGGGUCUGGCCAUGCUGGUGGCGCUGGUGGAGUUUUGCUACAAGUCGAGAACAGAGUCCCGCAGAAUGAAGCAAUCCAUCAACGACGCCAUGCGCUGCUCCACCCUGACCCGGAUGAGCGGGAACGGCAGCGGGGGGGAGAACGGGCGGAUCGUCACACAUGACUUCCCCAAAGCUGUGCAGACGCUGCCGUGCAUGAGCCACGCGGCCAGCAUGGGCCUGGGAGCCUCUGGCAUGUGACCGGCUCGACAGAGCGCCACGCGUCACAUGUAACGCAUGGACCUCCCGUUCACCUGCCGUCUGCCCUCAUGUCUGUCUGCCCGCAACAGACGCACAGUACUGCCAAAAUGCACUCUGUAAGACUUCGUAGUGGACAGCCACCAAUAAAACUCUUUUUUUUUAAAAAAACAAAACAUUAAAAAAGGGAAAAAGAUGUGCUGCAAUAACAAGCCCAUGGGACUUUUUUGGGAAAAAGAUGUUUGUGUCAUAAAUUUAAAAAAAGACAAAAUGACAAGUCUUGUGUCUGAUUUGACACUCGCUUGCGCCGUGCCAAUAUUAUAAACCUGUUUACUUCUG
Molecule: messenger RNA, 3410 nt
Organism: Misgurnus anguillicaudatus (oriental weatherfish)
Lineage: Eukaryota; Metazoa; Chordata; Actinopteri; Cypriniformes; Cobitidae
Gene: gria1a
Product: glutamate receptor, ionotropic, AMPA 1a
Cellular component (GO): membrane
Molecular function (GO): ligand-gated monoatomic ion channel activity
Source: RefSeq, a predicted model, not a curated record